AUGAAAGUGAAGGAGGAAAAAAUAGCUGUACAAAAGUUGCUAUUUAUUUCCCUAGGACAGGCCUUUAACUACAAAUUUAAUAUUUCUAUUCUUUUCCCUUCCUUUACCGGUUUCAGACCUCUGGAUCGAGGAAGGGUUGUUAGCAGAAGAACUUAUGAAUUUUUGAAACAUGGGAUUCAUUUUUUUCAACAAAGUGAGCCUUUAAAACCAUCUUCUCCGUAUUUAAUUUUAUCAGUUUGCGUCGUGUUUUCAAUGGUCUCAAACAAAAAGAAAGCCAUUUUGAGGAUAACCAAACAUUAUCAACUGCCUCGAAAUCUUACUUCAUUAUUCCUCUUUGAAAAUUCAUUUUUCGGUAGAGGAAUUCCAAAGCUUUCCCGAUUCUCCCCCAAAUGUCAUUUCUCAUUCCAUUCAUGUGAUCGUUUACCUCCUCCAAUAACUAAUCACAUUUCGAGAAUUCCUCUUUAUUUUUCCCAAGAAACUGAAAGGCCAAGAACCUUGGCACAGUCCCAUCAUCUUGAUUGCCCUUUUGUUUUUCAAUUAUCAAUUCCAUUUGAUAGUGUCAGUGUCCAAGGUCUUGAAAAUAUCAUUAAUAUAUUAAGAUACUCGCCGUUUUCACUUAUUAAACUAUAUCAAAUGCAAUUUCAGUUAGGCCAAGCUAAGAAAAUUCGUUUUUUUUCUUUUACUAAUGCAAAAUUACUUACUUGUAGUCUUCGCAUUGAGCUAGGUCUCCUUUCAAUAGUUAUUAUUUUAAUGGAAUUUAUCCAGACAAUCCUAACCGGAAAUUCCGCCAAUGGUUUGGAUGAAUUUAAACAAGCCCCAGAAUUGUGUUUGUUUGAAUCCGCUUCAUACUUGACAAUUAUAAAAAUCCGAAAUUAA
Messenger RNA from Echinococcus granulosus, 876 nucleotides. RefSeq lists its product as hypothetical. The record is from RefSeq and is a predicted model, not a curated record. The coding region runs from base 1 to 876 and encodes 291 amino acids. NCBI's taxonomy places the organism in Eukaryota, Metazoa, Platyhelminthes, Cestoda, Cyclophyllidea, Taeniidae. The transcript is spliced from 10 exons.